AAGACCAGGUGACCAUGACGCAAAUACAAAUAGUACUGAAAUCGACAGCGGGUAAUAAUGGAUAAUACUAAUAGGCGCCGUGGUACACGGAAAUUGCAUUCCAUUCAAACGUGAUGAAAAUGGUAACGUAGAACACGACUUGGUUCGCUCUCCUAGUCUAUUCUGAACGAGGCACUAGGCAACGUCAUACCAACCCCGAAACAAAAGCUACUGUAGCAGCUCAGAAAUAGGUACAUCAUGUCAACAACAAAAAUCAAUAUCCUGAUCCUCAAUCCCAAUUCAUCCAGGGAUAUGACGGAGGGGGUGCGGAAAGCGGUUGAUUCUGUUGCCCAAUCCCAAGGCUUCACCAACUGCGCCUUCCAUUACCAGACCGGCCCGGCCACCAGCCCGGCCAGCAUCAACGACGCGGACGACCUAGCCUCGUCAACCGACGCCGUACUCCCCGCGCUGGGCGAUAUUUCCAGCCUGGACUACGACGGCGUACUGGUCGCCUGCUAUAGCGUGCACCCCCUGGUCGUCCGCCUGCAAGGACAACACGACAAAGCCGUCCUGGGCAUCUUCGAGGCCAGCGUGCUCUCGGCUCUGUCGCUGCUGGAACCCUACGCCGAGACGACUUUUGGGAUCGUCACGACUGGAACAUUCUGGGAGCAGCACCUGACCAACGGCGUCAGGGAUUUCCUGGGCCUUGGAGGGGGGCAGCAGCAGACGAAUAGGUUCGCGGGGGUGUAUACGACCGGGCUGAACGCGGGGGAUUUCCACGGCGGCGUGCCGCAGGAAGUGGUCGAUGCGAAGCUGAAGGAUGCGACCAGGAAGCUGCUCAAGAGCUCAAAAGUCCGGGUGGUGGUUAUGGGCUGCGCUGGCAUGGCCGGGCUGGAAGCCAUCAUUCGAAGUGUUGUGACGGAGGAGUACGGCGAUAAGGAAAAAGUAUUUGUUAUCGACGGCGUGAAGGCUGGCGCUGGGCUACUGCUCGAAACCGUUCGUAGCGCAAGAUUGUUUGCGUAGUGCGGCAACGUGCCUAACUAUCCCAAAGGCAUUUUAUUCGGCUGGAAGUAGUUAUACAUCACAGUCGAGACGAUACGCUCCUAGAGAUCCAGAAACCCAACGCAGAUAAGAAAACCCACACAGUAAAACCCCAUUAGACCCAAACUCCUUGCCGGCAUUCUGUAUUCCCAUUUCCCAUUUCGA
Molecule: messenger RNA, 1185 nt
Organism: Pyricularia oryzae 70-15
Lineage: Eukaryota; Fungi; Ascomycota; Sordariomycetes; Magnaporthales; Pyriculariaceae
Exons: 2
Coding region: 238-1002 (254 amino acids)
Source: RefSeq, a predicted model, not a curated record